ACACACACACACACACAAGAUCUCACAGCUCCUAAAUGUUGACUACACUCGUUGCAAAGCGCAACAGUUGACAACACUGGGGAUAUAACGUAUAGAUUUACAUUGCGCGCACCGUUUGGAUUUACCUGAGUUGUGCACAAUUGUCUGACCAGUCCUGCCUCAACAGUAAGAAAGGCUUAAGUGAAGUUUAACUGAAGAAAGAGAUGGAAAACUACAACUUGGACGAGGGUACAGCAUCUGCGGACAGCUAACGGUGACUCCGACCCAUAACCCAUUAAAACAAUGGUAUAGGGGAUAGAGACAACCAGCAGACCACAGCAGUUGGAGAGGCUGAAAGUUGUUCUUCAAAGAUAUCUAAGAGUAGGAAUGUCUGUUUAACAGUAGUCCUGUUUGCUUUGGAUCCAUGUAUAUUCUGCCUUUAUAAGAUGAUGGUCGUCAUGUGCCGAUUCUUGAGGUGUCUUUUUGGAUACAGCUACUGAAGGUUGGUUUCAAGGAGUCAGACUCUGACAAGAGACCUGGGAUGGCGAGCACAAACAAUAGCAGCAGUGGCAGUUGCCUGAUUGAUGAUUCCUUUAAGUACAACCUGUACGCGGCUGUCUACAGCGUGGUCUUUGCCCUCGGACUGAUCACCAACUGUGCCUCCCUUUUUGUCUUCUGCUUCUGCAUGAAGCUCCGCAAUGAGACCACCCUUUUUAUGACCAACCUGGCUGUCUCAGACUUGCUUUUCGUCUUCACUCUGCCCUUCAAGAUCUUCUACAACCUGAACCGCCACUGGCCCUUUGGAGAUGAGCUUUGCAAGGUAUCAGGGACGGCCUUUCUCACCAAUAUCUACGGCAGCAUGCUCUUCCUUACAUGCAUCAGUGUGGACCGCUUCCUGGCCAUCGUCUACCCUUUCCGUUCUCGUUCCAUAAGAACCAGGUGCAAUGCCGGGAUUGUGUGUGCCGGGGUCUGGCUGCUUGUCCUGGGAGGUGGGAUCUCUGUUUCUUUCUUCUCCACCACCAAUGUGUCCAACACUAGCACCACCUGCUUUGAGGGCUUCUCCAAGUCAACCUGGCGGACAUACCUGUCCAAGAUCACGAUCUUCAUUGAGCUGGUUGGCUUCCUUAUCCCUCUGCUCCUCAACCUGGCUUGUUCUUCAAUGGUACUCCGGACGCUUCGCAAGCCUGCCACCCUCUGCCAGAUUGGAACCAACAAGGAGCGUGUGCUCCGGAUGAUUGUGGUGCACGUGGCUAUCUUCGUGGUCUGCUUCGUUCCCUACAACUCAAUCCUCUUUCUCUACGCCAUGGUGCGCUCCCAGGCAGUGGCCAGCUGCAGACUGGAGAGGUUCGUCCGGACCUUUUACCCCAUCACACUCUGCAUCGCCACCCUCAACUGCUGCUUCGACCCUUUUGUCUAUUACUUCACCUCUGAGUCCUUCCAGAAGUCCUUCAGCCACGGGAAGGUACAGAUCAAGAUGGACAAUGCGUUCAGGAGCGAGGUUCCCCUCUCCAGCAAGGACAGUCUGCCGUCCAUUCAGGAGGAAGGGGUGGUAGCUGACAGGACAGAAGUCAAUGGCAGAAAAUUAGUAUUAGAGUCACAGUUCUGAUCCCAAAUGUUAAGCAGGGAUGGUGAGGCCCAUUCUUCCACAACAGGAAAGAUUUAUUAAAAACAAGACAGGAUGGACUUUCUGAGAAGCAAAUAGGCCUGGCCAAAAACAAAAUGAGUACAUUAAAAGGAACUUUCUUUGGGGAAGGGAGAAAGGGAUGAGGAAAGCCCUUUAACUGCUAACUUUUUGUAAAGAUCCAUGUAUGACAAGUGUUGAGUCACAAAUGCAGUUUCAGUUGUAUUGAAGACCACAGCAGUGUGUGAACUGCCAAGUAAUGUGUAUGUGUUGAAGAAUUGUGUGUUUAACAGAAAACAACAACAAUGCUGAAAGAACCUAACCCUAGGAUUACAUUUUGAUUAUGGCACUGCUAUACUUACAGCGUCUUUUUAAAAAUGAACCCAUCAAUUAUCUUUUAUCGCUGUUAUUAUUUGUUUUGAUAUUUGGUUCAUUUGUAAGCUGUUCUAAGGAUGGUAUUGCCAUUAUUAAAAUGUAAUCCUAUGGUAAGUUUUGACAGUCUUUUUACUAAAUAACUUUAUAGGUCUUUAAAGGUCUCCUGCCUUCUAGCUUAGAGCUGUGUUUGAUGGCUGCCAGCAGGGUACUAAGCUAACCCACUCAUGCAGAAGAUGUUUACUUGCUAGUGCCUGAGCACAUGUGUGUAUGUUGCUAUUAGAAAGACCUGUAUUUCUAUAUCUCUGUACAAACAUUGGGGGAUUAUAAAUGCUUGGCUAAUAUUUAAUGCUGCAGAGCACUGUUAUAAAUAAAUGCAUUGUACAGUAAAGUUGUAACUUCACUGGAACUAGCAUGUGAUUCAUGUAUUUUUUACAGGUGAUUAUUACACAACAAAUACAGUAUAAAGUGUCUUACUCAACCAUUAAAUAUCUAAUUGCAUACAUAGAAGUUUACUAUGGUCAAUUAACAGUGUGAGUGCUUUCCCAGUGUUUAUAAUGUAGUGCACUUGGAUUUCAUUUUGCUAUGAUUUUAACAUGUUAUACCAUACAGCAAUAAGAAAAAUAUUUAAGAUGUUAACACCCUGAGAAAUACAGAUAAGCAUGACAUUAUUGCGCAAUGUGGCUUAAAGUGUGACUAAGGCUGUUUCCAUGGCAACUGCUAUGAAGGAGGAACCACCCAAACAAAACCAGUGAAAGCUGAUUGGGGACAGCAGCCCACACCCAGAGCAGUGUCUUGCAUAGAAUCUAGUUUCUCAUUUACUUGCCACUGAAAUAAACGAUUUCCACAAGCAACAGACCUAACAGCAAAUGUGGGCUAUAUACAGUAUAUGUAUUUGCAUGUGUAAAGUGCAACAAAGUAUAUAUGUUGAUGAUGUGUCCCCAAGUUAAAACAGAAAAGUAGAUAAACUGCUUUUGAUGUAUUGAAGACAUUAAUGCUGCAUAUGCUGUAGAGCUCUACAUUUUGUGAAUGGGAUUCAUAAACGGGCAGAAGAUUAAAUAUUUAAAGAUGAGUGUUUUCCCACUGUGGAUAUCCAUAAACUCGGAAUAAAAGAGCACUUUUUUGUUAAA
This is a messenger RNA of Acipenser ruthenus (sterlet), 3102 nucleotides long. Its product is annotated as lysophosphatidic acid receptor 4-like. The coding region runs from base 521 to 1585 and encodes 354 amino acids. The transcript has 2 exons. Gene Ontology annotation, biological process: phospholipase C-activating G protein-coupled receptor signaling pathway; positive regulation of Rho protein signal transduction. Gene Ontology annotation, cellular component: membrane. Lineage: Eukaryota; Metazoa; Chordata; Actinopteri; Acipenseriformes; Acipenseridae. Gene Ontology annotation, molecular function: lysophosphatidic acid receptor activity. The record is from RefSeq and is a predicted model, not a curated record.